This is a messenger RNA of Mustela lutreola (European mink), 5265 nucleotides long. RefSeq names its product nudE neurodevelopment protein 1 like 1 (gene NDEL1). The transcript is spliced from 8 exons. NCBI's taxonomy places the organism in Eukaryota, Metazoa, Chordata, Mammalia, Carnivora, Mustelidae. Gene Ontology annotation, biological process: regulation of neuron projection development; mitotic centrosome separation; centrosome localization. Gene Ontology annotation, cellular component: centrosome; kinesin complex; kinetochore. Gene Ontology annotation, molecular function: microtubule binding. The record is from RefSeq and is a predicted model, not a curated record. The coding region runs from base 13 to 1005 and encodes 330 amino acids.
GCUUUCUUGAUCAUGGAUGGUGAAGAUAUACCAGAUUUUUCAAGUUUAAAGGAGGAAACUGCUUACUGGAAGGAACUUUCCUUGAAGUAUAAACAAAGCUUCCAGGAGGCUCGGGAUGAGCUAGUGGAAUUCCAGGAGGGGAGCAGGGAGCUGGAAGCAGAGCUGGAGGCACAGUUAGUACAGGCCGAGCAGAGGAACAGAGACCUGCAAGCUGACAACCAAAGACUGAAGUACGAAGUCGAAGCAUUGAAGGAGAAGCUAGAGCACCAGUACGCGCAGAGCUACAAGCAGGUGUCGGUGCUGGAGGAUGACCUGAGUCAGACCCGGGCCAUAAAGGAGCAGCUGCACAAGUACGUGCGAGAGCUGGAACAGGCCAACGACGACCUGGAGCGUGCCAAGCGGGCAACAAUAGUUUCACUGGAAGACUUUGAACAAAGGCUAAAUCAGGCCAUCGAACGCAAUGCAUUUUUAGAGAGCGAGCUUGACGAAAAGGAAUCCUUGUUGGUGUCUGUCCAACGGUUAAAGGAUGAAGCAAGAGAUUUAAGACAAGAACUGGCAGUCCGGGAAAGACAACAGGAGGUAACCAGAAAGUCGGCCCCCAGUUCUCCGACCCUUGAUUGUGAAAAGAUGGACUCUGCGGUCCAGGCAUCACUUUCUUUGCCAGCCACUCCUGUUGGCAAGGGCACAGAGAACAGUUUUCCUUCACCAAAAGCUAUACCAAACGGUUUUGGUGCCAGUCCGCUCACUCCUUCUGCUCGGAUCUCCGCGCUCAACAUAGUGGGGGACCUCUUGCGGAAAGUCGGGGCUUUAGAAUCCAAAUUAGCAGCUUGCAGGAAUUUUGCAAAGGACCAAGCAUCGCGGAAAUCCUAUAUUUCAGGGAAUGUUAACUGUGGGGUCAUGAAUAGUAACGGCACGAAGUUCUCUCGAUCAGGACAUACGUCUUUCUUUGACAAAGGCCUGUCCAAACUGGCCGACACUAGAGAGGCUGCCGUUGGAGCUCCCUGAACCCUCCCGACAGCAUCUUCGAAGUGCGUCCUGCCCGAGAGCGAAGGAUAAACCAAAACCCUCUAGGACCGUUCCGAGCUGAGCUGGCUGGUGAGCAGAGCCCUCCCGGAGGGAGGCUCCAUCCUGCCUCCCUGACCCGCUCCCUUGGCCACUAGCGUUUGGGUCUCCAGCCCCAGCGGCCCUUUCCCUCCCCGCACGUGCACGCAGAGGCCAGCGUGCAAGCAGGACGCAGAGCCAGGGCCGCCGAGGGCUACCCCGUCAUCCGCCAGUUCCUGGGAGCACAGCGCCCCCCUGAAACCGUGGGCCUGGCUGGCCGCGUUUCCGGUCUGGACCCCCCCCCCCCCCCCCCCAGCCUCAGACAGGCCACAGGCGGGACACGGAGAACAGAAGGUGAGAAGACAGAUUCCAUGUUGACGUGACUUCGUGUUUAUUGAGGUGUGUUUACUGUCAACGGGUGCUUUCUCCUCCCAGUAAACAGAGCAGGCGUGAAUAUCUAUAAUGAAUAAAUUUAUUGUCUUACAAAAAUCAUUGUCUAGAAAUAUGGGAAUACAAGAAAAAAGAUAUUUGCAGUCAGGUGUCUGGUGGUAACAGCCAGUACAGUUCAUCAAGGGGAAAAGCAAAGAUUCCAAACCCACGUGACAGUUCUUCCUAACAGAUGUUAAAGCUUUUAACCCAAAAGGUUUGUGUUUUCAAGCACGUCGCAGAGGAUCAAGGAUUUAGAAUUAACACUGAUUCGCUGUCGCUGAAUGUCUCUAAUACCACUUUGACUGGAGAGGUACAUGAUACGAAGCACAGUCAGAACUUAUAUGUUAAAUUGUUACAGAGGCAAAUCAUAGGUUUAACAUUGUCUUAGUACUGUAGUGUCUAAGGCACUUUCUGUAAUGUCAGUUUGCUUAACUAUCAACCAAAACCAGAAUGCUAGAUGGUCACUGUAACACUGUCCGGGGGGGACGGGAGGAGAAAGGAACAAGGAUUCACAUCCACUGGCAUGUCAACAUUCAGGCAGAUGGCGUCGGUUGGGGAGGCUCUGUGAGCCUCCCGCACAAACUUGGAAUAAAUCUGGGACACAAAACCGAGAUUUCCAUUUUGGGCUCAAAGCAGUGGCUGGUUUGCAAGGUCAGCAUGCGAGCCUGGCUGGCGAGGGAGGGCCCCCUGCGGACCGCCGCGAGCGUCUGCUGAGCCAGUGGGCCCACGGACCGGCCCCGGCCAAGGAGAGUUCACAGGGAGAGACGCGGGGAUGCCACCAGCUCAAGGGAGAGGGGCGGGGGAUCCCAAAUGGAUGUGGCCUCCCCCGUGUCCGCCCCACUUCCUCAUCUUGCCAUAGCUCCUUUCACAGUUUGCGCACUAGGUCGUGCUGCUCGUUCUCGGAGGAAAGAUGGGGUCACAAGUGCAGUUCAGGUUCCACAAUGUUCUAGGAGACUCGAUGUGGCUGAGUCGUCGGGGGCCACACGGACACGGAACGGAGUUACCUGUCUGUAGAGAGAGCAUGCAGAGCGACGGGCGGCCGCCACACGGCGGCCCUGGGACCCCCGCCACCGGAGACUGGUCUGACAAAUGGUUCUCUUCUCACCGUGAGUUCGAAAUGGUCUCGUGAGGACUAUAUGGAAAACAGAUGCAAUGAGGAGACUCUGUUUAACGGGCGCGUGUCUCGGGUGUGUAUAUAGAAAAGGGGCGCGGUUGUAUUCAGAUGUGACGUGGGAUACAGUAGGGUCGGCCGGAAGCCUUAAGACACGGUUGAUCUUCCAGGAAGGAGUCCCAGGCGCGGGGGCGGCCCCUGGCAGGUGGGCUCGGGGGCUCAUGCGUGUCCCACUGUAUCGCCUCCUAGGCCUCCCGGGCUCUACUCGGACUGGGGCGGCUGUGUCUCGUUGACGUCGCUGGUCUUGCUCUCUGUGUCGUCGUCCGACAGCUCCAGGGAGGCCCCCUCGAUGUGCAGCUGGCGCCGGCCUGAUCGGCUGGAUGAGAAGCUGAUGGGGCCGCCUCGCCUGGGGAGAAAGGGGAGGACGCGCAGAGGUGAGGCCGGGAACACGCGCGGCUCUCCAGCUCUCCAGCCGCUGAGGACCGCACCCUUGCACCCUUGCACCCUUUCUGCGGGUGGCUGGGGGCGGAGGCGGACGUGAUUUGGAAGCCUCUGCGCUUUGCCCGUUCUCCAGCCCCCCUAGGCAGGCCUGGUGCAGCCACGGCCGUUGCCGUAGGAACAGGCAGGGCAGCGGGUGGAGGCCAGGUUCCCUGUGCCCAAGGGGCAGCAAGUCCUUAUGGGCCGGUGGCUGGGCCGUGGAACGUGGAACGUGGACUUGUAACACACUUCAUAAACGUAACAAAGUGCAUAGCGCACUGAACAAGGAGCGGGCAUACGUGGCGUGGUCCCUGGGCCGCUGUCCCCCACGCCCCAGCUGACCUGCUCUGCGGGAGGGAGCGUAGCUAUCGCCCCCACCCACUCGGCCUCUCCCUGGCACCAGCCACAUCCUGUGGGCAGGCGGGGGCGGGCGGAGGGUGGAGGGCACUGUUCUGGGCGGCCAGUGCCUCCACACCAGGGAGGUCCAGCAGGGAGCGAGCGUCCCUCCUCCGUCCUGCUGGAGGACGACCACGGCCAAAACCCCGAACGCGCGAGUGCAGAGCAACUGCCGCUGCCCGAAUGGGACGCUCCCUCUGGACCAAACGCCGAGCCCCCGCGCACAGCUGUGCUUGCAGCUCUGGGCACAACCUCUGAGGCCCUGCGGCCUUGUGCCGGCAGCCCUGGGUCGCUCACCUUAGCCGGUUCUUGAGUGUGCUGACCUCGCGGCUCAGGCCCUCGUUGGCCUCCGUGGCAUCGUCCAGUUCCCGCUGGAGCUUGCGCCGAGAUGCGUUGGCACGUGUGGCCUCCUCCUCAGCCUCCUCCAGCUGCCGCUUGAGCUGUUUCAUCCUGGCGGUGGCCUUCUCCAUCUGGUGGAUGGCACCGAGCCCGUCAACGCCAGCCCGGCCGACUCAGUUUCAGCACGGCUGCGUCCCCAGUGUAGCAUGGCUCGGGGCCCUGAUGGCCACAUGAGCGAGCGCACGCAUGCGCACAUGUACCUGUGUGUGUGCACGCCCGCCCGCCCGCCUGCGCGGUGGCCCGUCAGUCACCCUACCCCUCUCACGAAGCCCGUGUCUACAAAGCCAACUCUGCUAAAGGACACCGAAUGGUCAAAUUCUGUUUUCACCCGAGUUUUCUGUAGGAGUAACGACACCUUCAGCACCUUCCCGAGUGACCCAGGGAGCACGAAAAGGAACGGCUGUUCCUGCAGAAACAGGAGAGCCGACGACGGGGACCGUCUCCAGCCCCAGGAGCUGGUACGGUUGGUUUUGUGCCCCCACUCAGCAUGGCUGGUUUGGAUGUGACGCUUUGAUUCAAAGAGUGGACACUGGCCAGCCAGCGCCUUGUGGGUCCGGCUCACAGCCACCCAGAACCACCGUUGGGGGGCGCUUGGUCCUGCGGGUGAGGGUUGGGAGAGUGGGCACGCGUCUAAGUGACCUCUGUGUCCCCAGCACCCCAGUGUCUCAUGCGCCCCAGGAAUAUGAGAGUGAACAUCUCAGGUAGCAUUUUCUUACUCUUGCUGCUCCAGUGGUUGCCCUGGGCUCCUCCUGCCCCAAUGUCCUUGCUAAGCAAAGCAUUUCUGGGGCAGGAGGCGUGGUCGCCCCGCUUGGGCUGCGCCCCUUACCUGUUCCUUAUACUGGUCCGCGUGUCGACGUUCGUCUUCAACCUGCAUGAAGAUCUCUUUCAGCUUCUUUUCGGUACGACGGACUAGUUUGUUGGCGGCUGCUCGUUCCCUGUUGAAACAACCCGUGCAUGAGUUUGUGCAACUCUAGGAAUGAUCGUGGAACGCGGCGGACAGGAUUUUGUAAGACCUUUUUCUCCGGAAGAGGACAACGUGCUCGAGUGCCUCUCAGGACCUGACCAGAGUCAUAGAAUUAACACGGCCCAGAAGCUUCUCCCUUGUGACUAAAAUAUGGAUUAUCCGUCGUCUGAUGCUGACAGACAGGAAAAGUACAUUCAUCAUUUCCUCCUCACAGAUGGUGAGCACGCUGGCGAUCUUCUGAUCAGAGCUACCUGCCCCAGGGAUACUGGGUGGCUCAGUCGGUUAACUGGCUGCUCAGGUCAUGAUCUUGGGGUCCUGGGAUCGAGCCCCACACUGGGCUCCCUACUCUGCGGGAGGCCUGCUUCUCCUCCUGCCCCUCCCUGCCCAGCUCGUGCUGGCUCUGUCAAAUAAGUUAAAAAAAAAUUUUUUUUUUAAACCACUUUCCAUA